Messenger RNA from Achroia grisella, 441 nucleotides. RefSeq lists its product as uncharacterized. NCBI's taxonomy places the organism in Eukaryota, Metazoa, Arthropoda, Insecta, Lepidoptera, Pyralidae. The record is from RefSeq and is a predicted model, not a curated record. The transcript has 2 exons. Bases 1 to 441 code for a protein of 146 amino acids.
AUGGCUUCCAAGACUAUAGCAUUUUUCUUUGUUCAAAUUGUAAUGUUCAAUGUGGCAUUUACCCAAGUACUGAAUCGGGUAAUACCAAACAUCGGUAACAUACUACCAAUAGGCGAAACAAUUAUUCCUAAUCAACUACUACUGAACCAACUUGCUCCUAACCUUAUACCGGUUGCCCCUAACCUAAUCAACUACGAGGUUCCAAGCUACGUAGACACAGUACUAUCCAGCCCCGUAACUGUGCCUUCACCCACAAUAAUCCAGGACAGCACGGUUGCUAACAAUUUAGCGAACGCCUUACAAUUAUUGGUUGUCAGCAACCUGUUGCGUAACACAUUGCCGACUAUGGGUGAAGUUGUUGCCCCUAAUUACGCAGCGCCAAUAGAAGUGGUGUCCCCGGUUACAGUUGGAGGGCUGCCUGGUUACAAUUACGUUUAUUAA